UUGCGCACUUACCUAUUUAUUUGUCAUAAAUGCAACAGCUUUUUAACAGUAUAGCUGAAAUUAAUUGAUUUAAAUCGUUGUUAUAUUUAAAUAAUUAACUAAUCUUCGGUGCAGUGAGGUUUACAUAGUACAAUUAAACGUUUAUUUUGUCCAGCUUCUCGUUCGGACCACUUUUAGCUGACACAUGGCCAGCGCUGGCAUAACGUUGGUUGGCAACACUGGCUUGUAGCUGUCGUAACAGGCCGCUUGCAUUUAGUUUUUAUUUAGUUUUAAAAAUAUGAAUAAAAUAACGCGUGCUUUUAUUGGCGUACUGCAGCACAGCAAUAACACGUACGCGCUACUCGGUCGCCAGCUAUCCUACAAAAGCGAUUUGUCGCUGGACAAGAUCUAUCCAAAUGCGCGCCUGCAGCUCUUCACGCCGCCGCCGCCGCCGCCCAAAAGCGGCGACAAGUUCAAUGGCUAUAUACCCAUGGAUAAGCUGGAGAUCACGUACAGUCGCAGCUCCGGCCCGGGCGGCCAGCACGUGAACACGGUCAACACCAAGGUGGACGUGCGCUUCAAGCUGGCCGAGGCGCAGUGGAUACCGGAGCAGACGCGCCAAAAGCUGCUGCAGGUGCUGGCCAACAAGCUGAACAAGGAGGGCUACUAUUUCAUCAAGAGCGACCUGACGCGCUCCCAGCAGCUGAACCUGGCCGAUGCGCUCGAGAAGCUGCGCACGGUCAUACGCGCCCAGGAGCUGGACGCACCGAGCGGACCCAGCGAGGAGACGCUGGAGAAGCUGCGUCGUCGCCAGGAGCGAACGGCCAGGCAGCGGCUGCAACUGAAACGCGAUCGUGCCCAGAUCAAAGCGGAUCGUCAGGCGCCAAGCGGCAUUGAUUUUUAAAUUCAUUUUUAAUUUGCAAAAAUUGCUGUUACAUAAACAUUGUUCGGUACGAAUGCGCUUA
This is a messenger RNA of Drosophila novamexicana, 944 nucleotides long. Its product is annotated as peptidyl-tRNA hydrolase ICT1, mitochondrial. Bases 278 to 883 code for a protein of 201 amino acids. NCBI's taxonomy places the organism in Eukaryota, Metazoa, Arthropoda, Insecta, Diptera, Drosophilidae. The transcript has 2 exons. Gene Ontology annotation, biological process: mitochondrial translational termination. The record is from RefSeq and is a predicted model, not a curated record. Gene Ontology annotation, molecular function: translation release factor activity. Gene Ontology annotation, cellular component: mitochondrial large ribosomal subunit.